CCUAGCCAUAGACAUAACCAAUAACCAUGAAUAUUCACUCUGCUUCAGCUUUCACUUUCCUUUGCUUCUUAACCAUCAUUUUCCCACUUUCUUCUUCAAAUGUUCAAUCUCAAGAUCUUACCUUCAAAUACUGUGAUAAGAAUGCAAAGUAUAGUAUGAAAGUGAGUGCAGUGAAAGCAUCAUCCAACCCUGUGGUGAGAGGGGUUCCCUUCACCAUUAACACCACAUUUCAUUCUGAUGAGGCAAUUACUGGUGGAAAAGCACAAUACAGACUUAAAAGUGAUGAAGUAGAUGCUGUGUAUACAUAUGCAAGCAAUGUCUGUGAGGAAAAGCAAUGUCCUGUUUCUGCUGGAAAGCAUGGUCUCAUUCUAGACAUGAGGUUUCCUGCAGUUGCUCCAAAGGGAACAUAUCAUAUGAACAUGACAUUUGUGGACCAGAAUGGAAAGAAGUUAACCUGCAUUAUCUCUCCCUUCAAAGUUGAUGAUGCAACUACCAAAUGAAGUGCCAUGCAUGGAGUUUCCUUAACUAUUUUAAAAAUAAAAUUUCUAAGGACAUAUGACUUUAUGAGAGUCAUAUCUAUGUUCUAUAAAAUGAGUGUUUCUAUUGGUAUGCAUAAUAACAAUUAAACUAUUUUUCUGCUUUCUUUUUCUUUUUCUAUUUGCCCUGUCUUAAU
Arachis duranensis is the source of this 673-nucleotide messenger RNA. RefSeq lists its product as uncharacterized. Gene Ontology annotation, molecular function: sterol binding. The record is from RefSeq and is a predicted model, not a curated record. Bases 27 to 500 code for a protein of 157 amino acids. Gene Ontology annotation, biological process: sterol transport. NCBI's taxonomy places the organism in Eukaryota, Viridiplantae, Streptophyta, Magnoliopsida, Fabales, Fabaceae. The transcript has 4 exons.